AAUCCCNAUGANAGAGAAUGANUUUUGUUUAGGUCUGGGGUUGAGUAUUGAAGGUAAGGACUUGAACUUGAAAGGAAAUUUUACAAAAAGUUCAUGUGUUAAAUAUGUAGGGAAAGACACAAAAGAUUUAGACUUGGUUUACAAAUGUAUGAUCAGGAAACGUAAGAAGAAGAUUCCUUGUUCUGAUUUUUGUAGUCUUUAUAUUUUAGUUGGGAUAUCUGAGUUAUUAAUUCCCAAUCGCAGUGGAAGAGUGUUUCAAGUUUUGUAUGAAAUCGUUGAUAAUUUAAGUGGUUUGGGUAAUUAUUGUUGGGGUAGUAUAGUGUACCGUUACUUGGUAGGUAGUUUGUCGAAAGCUUCAGAUGGAUUGAAGAAAGGAAAAGGCACAAGCAAUGUUUACAUUGAUGGAUGCACUUACAUGCUGCAGGUUUGGUUAUGUGAGAAAUUGUUACCUCCGAAAGGUGAAAUACAUAAAUCUCCUAGAAUUUUGCAUUGGAUGAAUGUACAUUUGGGAGACAACAUUGUGAAACAAGCUUUGGAAAGUGGUGUGGUUGUUGAUGAAUUUGGUGUUGGCGCAACGAAAAAUUUCAAAUAUGACGAACCUUCCAAGCAAAGUAAAGUUGAUAAAUCACCAUCUGCAAAGAAAUUACUGAAACGAAGCCUGAAAGAUAGUGUUAUGCAGACGAUGGUUCGUCAGCAAAAACUAGUUGCAGGGCUUAAAAUGAAGCUUGUUGAGUUGGACAAAGAAGUUGCGUUUGAAAAGUCUAGACGAAGAGGACCGGAGGAAGGUGGAACGGAGGAAGGUGGACCGAGUGUGGCACGUGAAGAUCCUUCGUUCUCUUCGGGAGGCAUUUCCCCGAAAGGCAUUUCAUCUAGACCCAUGUCCACUGAUGCAGCUGCAUUGAAGACUUUUGUCAGGAAGGGUUCACGACCGCGGAUCAAGAGCAGAGCUCUUAGAACUCCUUUUACUGGAAGUUUUAGAACAAAAGAUGUGUGACCUGGAGAUGUAUUAACAGAUUUUAAACUUAUGUUUUAUGUUCAUAGAUGUUGGUUUGUUGAAUGUUUUGUUUAGUAAUUUGAAUUUGUACACAGAUGUUGUUGAAUGGUACAUUAAACUUUAUCUUUUUCAAAUGUUGUUGAAGUUAAUGGAAUGAGUUGUGUGAUUGA
Molecule: messenger RNA, 1164 nt
Organism: Vigna radiata var. radiata (mung bean)
Lineage: Eukaryota; Viridiplantae; Streptophyta; Magnoliopsida; Fabales; Fabaceae
Exons: 3
Coding region: 8-994 (328 amino acids)
Source: RefSeq, a predicted model, not a curated record